ACAGAUAAAGAUACGGAACCAGAUGGUAGUGCCGCACUGCCACGACUCACUUCGAGAGAGAAACAGAUAAGGAUUUGUAAGAUCAGAUGGCAUCACUGUGCGUUAAUAAUAGCUUUAUAUUAAACACCCAAACUCUACACAAACGCUCCUUUCUGCCUGCAACAACCAACAAAAGAAGAAGAUCAGUGACCAUAGCAGCAGAGUCAUCUUCUUCAAUGGCUACUGAAAAAUUGGGUAUCAAGAUUGAAAAGAAUCCUCCCGAGUCCACGCUCACCCAGCUCGGCGUCAGGAAUUGGCCUAAGUGGAGUUGCCCUCCAAGCAAGUUUCCAUGGACGUACAGUGACAAAGAGACUUGCUAUCUGUUGGAAGGAAAGGUGAAGGUUACUCCUGCUGGAUCAAAAGAGUCGGUUGAGAUUGGUGGUGGUGACUUGGUGGAAUUUCCUAAAGGAAUGAGCUGCACGUGGGAUGUGUCAGUGGGGGUAGACAAGCACUAUAACUUCGGCUAGAUCGAGUGAGGUUAGAUGGACCUAUAAAAACCCACCAUGACAUUAGCUGUGUAUUUCACUCCAACAUAGCUAUAGAUAAUACUUAGUAAUGUUUGUAACGUUUGUUAUCUAUCGAAAAAUGUUUGUAAUGUUUGUUGAUGAAUCUGUUUUUUCUUUUGUUCAACUCUGGAACUCAACCGGAAGGCUCGAUCGAUUCCAAGUUUGAGUAUAUAAUAUUUUUAUUUAUAUAAGAAACUUGCCUAGACCCCAAGCUACAGA
Messenger RNA from Rosa rugosa (rugosa rose), 764 nucleotides. RefSeq lists its product as uncharacterized. The transcript is spliced from 2 exons. The record is from RefSeq and is a predicted model, not a curated record. Lineage: Eukaryota; Viridiplantae; Streptophyta; Magnoliopsida; Rosales; Rosaceae. The coding region runs from base 87 to 506 and encodes 139 amino acids.